Molecule: messenger RNA, 5186 nt
Organism: Acanthaster planci (crown-of-thorns starfish)
Lineage: Eukaryota; Metazoa; Echinodermata; Asteroidea; Valvatida; Acanthasteridae
Gene: c2cd5
Product: C2 calcium dependent domain containing 5
Biological process (GO): intracellular protein transmembrane transport; positive regulation of vesicle fusion; protein localization to plasma membrane
Cellular component (GO): plasma membrane
Molecular function (GO): calcium ion binding; calcium-dependent phospholipid binding
Source: RefSeq, a predicted model, not a curated record
GAUGCAGUGCCGAGAAUUUUCGUGUUACGAUAAUCAGCAUUAUUAUACUUAGUGCCUAAGAAUGUUACUAUGUUACUGAACACAAAUUUGCAUUAAGUGAAGACAAUUUGACUUAAAAUUCAAGGUGAGCGUGCAUUGGAUGUAGCUGUGAAUGGUAGACCACUAUGCCAGGCAAACUGAAGGUACAGAUUAUUGCUGCAAGGGACCUUCCAGUGAUGGAUAGGGCCAGUGACCUUGCUGAUGCAUUUGUUGAGGUCAAACUUGGGCAAGUAACCCACAAGACAGAAGUCUGUCGGAAGUCUCUUAAUCCACAGUGGCAAUCAGAGUGGUUCAAAUUUGAGGUUGAUGAUGAAGAGCUUCAGGAUGAACCACUGCAGCUGAGAAUUAUGGACUAUGACACGUACAGUGCCCAUGAUGCCAUUGGUAAGGUGUACAUAGAUUUAAACCCCCUACUUUUGAAAGAUGGACCAUCCGAGAUAUCAGGCUGGCUACCUAUUUAUGACACCAUGCACGGCAUGAGAGGGGAGAUCAGUGUGGUAGUCAAGGUGGAUCUCUUAGAAAACGUCAGCAAAUUUAAGGAGUCUUCCUGUGGAGUCCAGUUCUUCAGUUCAAGCGGAAUCCCUACAUGUUACACUGUGAGUGCUGUUCAUGGCUUUGUAGAGGAACUGGUUGUCAAUGAUGACCCUGAGUAUCAGUGGAUUGAUAUGAUCCGAACACCGAGGGCUUCCAAUGAGGCUAGACAGCAGUUGUUCACUAAGCUGUCUGGUGAGCUACAGCGGAAGAUUGGACUGAAGGUGCUUGAGAGAGAAGGCAAUGCUGUCUUGGGUUACUGGCAAUGCUUUGAUCUGGAAGGAGAAUCUGGCAUUGUGGUCCGAGGCAUCGGCACAGCAGCACUGAUACAUAAAACCAAUCCAAUGACCUCACCUCUGUCUACCAGCCCACCACAGGAUCAGCUCAAUCCAAAGGACUUUUCUGCCAUUGAAGAUGCGCCAGAUGGAAGCAUGAUUGGUUCCCCACUAUACACCCAGCAGAUUUCCCAACCAACCCCAAGGUCACCAUCCAAGGUGACUCCAUGUCGGCAUUCAUCUGACUCAGACCUGUCCUCAGCCCACAUUGUGGGGUCUGUCGGUAGCCAAGAGAAGGCAGGCAGUGGAGGAAGUGGUGGACUAUCCCAGAGGAUGUCACUCCUACCCAAGCCAACUCUACCGCCAAUAACUAUUGAUAUUCUGGAGUACCCAUUUUUCACAAUCAAAAAGUUCCCCCCAGGAUUCCUUGUUCAUCUUGGGGGAGUGGUUACUGCACGGUCAGUCAAACUGCUGGACAGAAUCCACAACCCAGACGAGCCAGAGACGAGAGAUGCAUGGUGGACAGAGAUACGUACAGAGAUCAGAUCCCAUGCUGCUACCAUGGGGUGCCAUGCUGUUGUUGGCUACAAAGAAACAACCAGUAUUUGCGAUGAGAUUUGCCUACUUUCAGCCACCGGGACAGCCGCCAUCGUCAACCUAGCAGCGUUCCAACAUGCAGGGGUUCCCCUGCUAGCCCAGCCGCAGUCCGUGCUGCUGACCACGUCCCUCGAUCGCCCAGACUUCCAACAGCACCUGCAACAGAACAGCCAAGAGAAAUCGCCGCCGCUAGCAGAGAGCAUUAUGUCAGAGAAUCCCACCGCUGCCACCGAGUCUUGCCCCAAGUGUGCCAUCUGUCACAUUCCGUACAAUGAGUCAUCUCUACCAUUCCCAGUCUCAAUCAGCAAGUGUGCCAUCUGCAGGAGAUCCAAGGUCCCAGACGUGUUAUUUUGCACUGUGGAGCCCCCUCAUGAGCUGUCCUACACAGGGCUUGGAUGCUGCUUACAGGCUAGCGUCUGCCGCAGCAAGAAAAAAGCCACUGGAGAGAGCAACGCUGCCAUGAUCAGUGAUGCUUUGCCGUUUAUGGAAUAUGAAAUUCAUAGGCAGCUCAUGAAUAAACUGAAGGUGAAAGGAAUGAAUGCCCUUUUUGGUUUACGUGUGCAAAUCAUAGUUGGAGAAACUCUUCUUAUAGGUGUAGCAACAGCGACAGCAUCUUAUAUAACAGCCCUGCCUCCUCCAUCGCAGCUGAGAGUCACAAGCCAGUCUGGUGGAGGCGAGAAGCAAGUUCAGGCAAUUCAGAAGAAACUUUUGGACAUCACGGCGAGGAACAAAGAUAUCUAUGAACUACACCUACCAGAAUCUAUCUGGGAGUCAUCUGCCUUAGACAGUCCCCAGCCACUGGAUAACACAGAUGACCUCGCAGAAACACAGUUCCAAGCCUCACAGAAAGACACAUAUGUCCUGACUGUUGAUGAUGUUGAAGACAAGGAAACUGUGUGGGGAUUGUUUGAUCCAGAGCUGCCAACAGGCUUAUUUAGUUGCACGACGGAGACUGUCCCGGGUAAUUUCCGACCAAGCAAGCACAUGCAGAUGUUCACCAUGAUGAGAACCCAGACGCUACUAGAAGCAUCUACCAAGCACUUCGCUCCCAUCUUUGAUGACCUUGUUCAGAGUAUGUGUUUUAAGCUUCGUUCCAUGGCUCCUUGCUGCUUGUGUAACGUGUGCUAUGAUGUCAAUGUUCCUGAUGAUGAUGUUGUUCAGCUGUGGUUAACUGCAUCUGCAGUAGACCUUCAAGAAAAUGUUACAUCCAGUCCAGAAAAGGUGCCACAAUCUAAAGGUAGCAAGUCAAGUGAUGCAGAGCUCCUGUUUGCCAUGGAGGAACUGCAAGUCACAGAGAGAGCGCCAGCAUCUCCUUCAACACCAACAGGAAAAGUGUCCAAAGUUCCCAAGCUUGAGAAGAGGAUAGUGCUGAAGGAUACCAUUGCUACACCAACCUGGCUUCCAAAGGUAGAGAUUACACCCCUCUCCGCUGUGCCAGGAGGAGUGAUUGACCAGUAUCUAGGCUACAUUAAUCUAUUCUUUGUUCGGGAGUCCAUGUCCGUCAGAGAGUCUGGAGGUGUGAGUGGCUUCAUGUAUAACUUCAUCUCAGAGGUCAACGCCAUCAUCCGGUCCCAUGUUGCAUCCCUUGGAGGCAAUGCCCUGGUGGCAUACAACUUAGUGGAUUGCCUGUUGGAAGACAGAAAUCACCAGUGCCAGUGUUUGAUCAACGUUAGUGGUGAUGCAGUUCAUGUCGUGUAUGAUGGUGCAACUUCAAGCAUGGACUCACCUUACCCAAGUCAACCCCCAACUUCACACAGCCAGCAGUUCAGUCGGGAUUCAAGCGCAGAAACCCCAGCUCAAAUAGUGGAACCCAAAGUGUGAUCAGCAUUCAAUGUUGGUCCACCUUGCCCUAGUCAACUCCCGACUUCACGCAGCCAGCAGUUCAGCGGGAUCCAAGCGCAGAAACCCUACCUCAAAUAGUGGAACCCAAAGUGUGAUCAGCAUUCAAUGGUGGUCCACCAUGCCCUAGUCAACUCCCGACUUCACGCAGCCAGCAUGUAUGUACAAUCACAUGGGCCAGUGGGAAUGCCCUGUAUCCCGUGGUCCAAGUUGGAUGUGUGCUACAUCCUUGUGGGGAUGACUUUGGGGUAGACACACUGUGUGCAUUUGUAUCAGCACAGAAUACAAACCAUUCAUUUCCCAAACACUUUUAUAUAAGUGAACCCUCCCUUUUUAAGUGUCCGCCAAGAUUCUCUCUUAUGAGGGAGUAUUUGAGAAUUGGGGGUCUAUUUGGAAUUUAAAGACAGCAUAAUUAAUUAUCACGUCAUAUUGAGUGGCAGCAUGGUGUCUGGUAACUAAUGCUCUUGUGUUCAUGCUGUGUGCAUACUCUAUGUAAACAUUCACAUUUGCUGUCACAAAAUGUCUGUGUUGAAAUAUAUAUAUUCAUCUGUAAGAUUGAUUCAGUGCUUGCAUUUAAUGUCAAUACUGCCAAAAUUUGACGAGCUUUGUGGAUUUGUAAAUACAUACCGGUAUGUAUUAGUAUUUUUAGCAUCAGGUGUUUGAAAAGAGUAAAGGUCAGUUCAUAGUUGAUGCAAAAGAGAGUAGAAUGCCGAUAUGAUAAGGAGGCAUAUGUGGCAAAAUUUGGAAAUGUCCUUAUGAGCUGACUUUUGCAAAUCACAAUGUAAGGAUAUGCUGUAUUACACAAAUUCCAAUUUGCUUUUGCACCAAAUUUGAACUGGAAGUUUCACCUGAUAUUUACUUGCUGAAUACUCUUUCAUGGGCAGAGUGAGUAUGCUGUGAUUGGUUGGAUGACAUUGUAGAUCAGAGUGCACAAUGAGCCUGCAGUGGCACAGGCUCAGUGCAAACCUUCAAUGAGUGAUGACCAACUCCUGGCUGGUUUGUAAUAUCUUCUGCCACAGGUGGUGUCUAUGAAAAUGCACAGCCCUGUGGUCCCUUAACCUGUCACCACAGGUGAAUACUAUGCACAGUUGUACAACCUUGAUAGAAUGGAUUUGAAUAAUUAAUUACAGAAGUCUAACCAUCAUCAACAAACCUAUGCUUGAUGGCUUUCUUGCAAGGUCAGCUAGGACAAGUACGUGUGGAUAAAUGUUCACGUCAGUGCUGAUAAAAUGGCUACAACUAUCCAACAGUAACCUUUUCUGUUGAGAAUGAUAAAUUGAGUGCAGACAUGAGUACUUUGUACAGCCAGUUGGAGUGAUGAGCAAUAAACUCACAAACCUUUCACCAAAUUUCAAGACCCACCCCCAGAGACAAGUAUUUGUACUUUUACCUCCCCCCCCAAAUCAUGACUUAUCUGCUGAAGACGGGAGGGGGCCGUCCAGCAUGUGAAAUGUGUAGACACUGUGAACUUAUUAUUUUUUUUUGGCUCUUACCAAGACAUGUACGGCCACUUCAUUUGGAAUUUUGGUCUCAGUAAAUUUUGAUCUUGGAUCAGGAAAUCCUGGUCACCGGGCAGAUGAAGACCAAACGAUCGAGUUGAAAUCUUUCAGUAGAGAAAUGCUUUAGGCCAGGAUGAGAAAUGACAUCCAACAUAGAUCUAAAUUAUACCAACUUGGACUGUAUUUUCAAAGAUAUGUAUAUUCCAUCACCAAGUUAACAUCGCUUAAAUUUGUAACCUACAACAUUCAUGUGACAUUCGUAAGCAGUGUAUGUAUUCUGAAGUGUAAGUAUGUGAGAUAAAAGAAUGUCUAAUACCAUGAAUACAGAUUUAUUAUAUGGACCAAGUAUUGUAAUAUCGAUAAGCUUCUUACAUGGAAAUAAGACUUGUUCUGUUGUGUACUUCAA